GGUGGGCAUGCCGCCCGUGGCACUGCCUGGGCCUCUGGGGCGGCGGCGGCUCCACGCGCCGCAUCGUGGCCGUGCUGGUGGCGGCGGAGCUCCUCCUCGCCGUGCGGUGCGUGUUGUACGCGCUGCUGCCCCGCGCCCGGCCCUGGCUCGUGCUGCUGGUGGAGCCGCUCCACGGCGUCACCUUCGCGGCGAUGUGGUGCGCCACGGUGGAGUACGCCAGGCGCCUGGCCCCGCCCGGGACGGAGGCCAAGAUGCAGGCGCUGCUGAACGGGCUCUUCUAUCCCCAGAUUACAUCUCGUUCGCGGUCGGCUCCUUCGCCUGGGGAGCGCUGGUCCAACGGCCGCCCCAGGGCCUCGGGUUCAGGCGGUGCUUCUACCUCGACGCCGCGCUCAUAUGCGGCUGGCUCGCGGUGUGGCUCGCUGGGUGGUGCUCGAUUUCCCGGCGGCGCGCGGAAAACGAGAGGGGCUCUUCGAGGCCAGACGUUUCGGUGUGAAGUGCAUGCAAGAUUCAUAUUCGUCUCCACUGCGUCUUGGACUUCCUGGAGGGGGCGCCAAAGCGCCGAGGCGCAGUGCAGGCGCGUUUCCAAUCCUGGAGCUCCUCGGGGGACCAGGGAUGCCGACCAUGACCGCAGAGCCCUCUUUCGGCCACAGGCUGGCAGGGCCACCAGGGGCGUGCGCAGCGUGAUGUAG
This is a messenger RNA of Prorocentrum cordatum, 689 nucleotides long. Lineage: Eukaryota; Dinophyceae; Prorocentrales; Prorocentraceae. The record is from the annotation of a GenBank genome assembly.